AUGGCUUCCAACGAUCGCGACCGCUUCGACGACUCCGAGGACGAGGAGGACUUCAACCCUGCGCCUGCCGACAUGUCUGACGACGAGGAGGCUAAUGACGCCUCCAGCCGGGCGCGAGACAGCAGCCCCAAUCGCCGCCAGGAGGCCGACGAUGACGAGGAGCCCACGCCUGCCAAGUCGCGCAGGGCUCGGGAUGAGGAUGAAGAUGAAGAAGAAGAAGACGAGGAAGAGGAAGCGGGUACUCGUGGUCGCCAUGACGAUGACGACGAGGAGGAAGAAGAGGAAGAAGAGGAUGACGAGGAUGAGGAUGAUGUUCAACAUGGUCAUCGCAGAAAGCGCCAGCGCGAUAGGCGGAACGCCUUCAUCGAUAUCGAGGCCGAAGUCGAUGACGAAGACGAGGGUGAGGACGACGAAAAGGAUGGUGAGGAAAUAGAAGACUUCAUCAUCGACAACGCCCACCCCGACGACCUGGUCGAGAGCUCGCGACUGGACGAUGACCGACGACACCGCGAGCUCGAUCGCCGCCGCGAGCUGGAGUCCAGCAUGGACGCCGAGAAACAGGCCGAGAUCCUGCGCCAGCGGUACGGCAAUCGACGACCCGGCAAGAGCUUUGGCGACUCGGCCGUUGUGCCCAAGCGCCUUCUCCUCCCUAGUGUGGACGAUCCCAGCAUCUGGGCCGUGCGAUGCAAAGAAGGCAAGGAGCGAGAGGUCGUCCUCUCCAUCAUGAAGCGAGUGGAUGAGCGAAGAGGCACAAAGGACGAGCUGGCCAUUACCGCGGCUUUUGAGCGCGGCGGCCCAGAUUCCGUCAUGAAGAGCUUCGUCUACGUCGAGACCCAGAGGCAGACUGAUAUUCUCGUCGCCCUCGAUGGUAUUCUCAACGUCUAUCCCCACUCCAAGCUGACGCUGGUGGAUAUCAAAGACAUGCCCGAGCUGCUGCGCGUCACCAAGACGCCGACCCUGGAGCCGGGCGCCUGGGUGCGACUGCGCAAGCCGGCCAAGCACAAUGGAGACCUGGCUCAGGUCAUUGAUGUCACCGAAAACGGCCUGGAGGCGAGGGUCCGUUUCAUUCCUCGACUCGACUACGGCAUGCGCGACGAGGCGCUCUCUGCCGUAACUGCAGACGGGAAGCGCAAGAGGGCCCCGGGAAUGGGCCCGCGGCCGCCCCAGCGGCUCUUCAGCGAGGUGGAGGCGCGAAAGCGUCAUCCGCGCCACAUCCAGGGCAACCCGACGACCAACACCUGGACAUACAUGGGUGAGGAGUUUGAAAACGGCUUCCAGGUCAAGGACGUCAAGAUCCAGCAGCUCGUGGUCACGGACGUCAACCCGUCGCUGGAAGAGGUGACGCGAUUCGCCAGCGGUGCCGACGAUGGCACCGAGAACCUGGACCUCAAGGCGCUGGCGGCCAGCUUGAAGGACAGCAACACGCUCGUCACGUACCUGCCCGGCGAUAUCAUCGAGGUGUAUGCUGGAGAGCAGAGAGGCGUCGUGGGCAAAGCUACCAAUGUGCAGGGCGACAUUGUCACCAUGUUCGUCACCGAGGGCGACCUCAAGGGCCAGAGCAUCGAGGUGCCCAUCAAGGGCCUCCGCAAGCGCUUCAAGAUUGGUGACCACGUCAAGGUGAUUGGCGGCAGCAAGUUCCAGGAUGAGGUCGGCACGGUGGUCAAGAUAUCCGAGGACCGCGUCACGCUCCUGACGGACCACACAAACAAUGAAGUGACAGUCUUUAGCAAGGAUUUGCGGGAGGCCAGCGACAUUGGCGGACAGGGAUCGCUCGGCCAGUACGAGCUCCACGACCUUGUGCAGCUCGAUCCCACCACGGUCGGCUGCAUUGUCAAGGUGGACCGGGAGUCGCUGGUUGUGCUGGACCAGUUUGGAGACACUCGCCAAGUCAUGCCAUCCCAGAUCCCCAACAAGCUGCCCAAGAGGAAGCAGGCGGUUGCCGCUGAUCGGGAGGGUUCAGAGAUCCGCCUGGACGACGUGGUCAAGGAGUUUUCCGGGCAGCAGCGCCAGGGCAAGAUUAUCCACAUCCACCGCUCGUAUGUGUUUUUGCACACGCACGCGACGAACGAGAAUGCUGGUGUCUUUGUCACCAAGGCGAGCAUGGUUAACACGAUCGCUGCUAAGGGAGGCCGUGUUAACGCAGCAGCGUCGGGCCCUGACUUGUCCACCAUGAACCCGGCCCUCAAGAUUCACAAGAACGGCACCGAGAACAAGCCGAUUGCCAAGACGUUUGGUCGGGACCGCGCCAUCAACCAGACCGUCAUCAUCAAGAAGGGAUACUACAAGGGCCUCCUGGGUAUCGUCAAGGACACGACGGAUACGCACGCUCGCGUCGAGCUGCACACCAAGAACAAGACGAUUACGCUUCCUAAGGAUUCUCUCAGCUACAAGGACAAGAUCACGGGCACGACCAUUGACAUCAACGGCAGAGGACGGCCGACGCCGGGCGGAGCAGGGCGCGGCUCCGGGGACAGGGUGCCUGGCUGGCAAGGAGGAUCCCGCACGCCAAUGGGCGCUGGAGGUUCAGACCGCGUUCCCGCUUGGGGAUCACGAACUCCUAUGGCAGGUGGCCGUACACCGGCGUGGAAGGGCCAGGAUUACUCUGGAUCGCGGACGCCGGCUUGGGCUGACGGAUCGAGGACUGUCAAUCCGUAUGACGGAAGCCGGACAGCCUACGGUUCGGGCUCACGCACGCCCGCCUGGCAAGCUGGUGCUAGAACCCCGGCGGCAGGCGACGCGUUCGGGGCCGGUUCACGCACUCCGGCAUACGCUGGUGGAGGGGACAGCUGGAAUUCCGGCUCCAAGACGCCGGCCUGGGGUGUUUCGGCGCCGACGCCCGGGGCCAGCGGCAACGACUCCUGGGGCUACACUCCAGCGGCGACGUCUUCCGCCGCCUACGAUGCCCCGACUCCCGGGGGUGCCAUGUCAGCUCCUACUCCUGGUGCCUUGAGCGCGCCCACGCCCGGUGCCUACAACGCUCCCACCCCGGGAGUUUCAGCGACUCCUGCCGGCGGCUGGCAAGGCGGAUGGGGAGGCCCGGACUCGGCACCAACACCAGCGGCUGGUGCUCCCACGCCGUCUGCUGGAUACGGAGGCUACUCAGCCCCAACGCCUGCAGCUUACGCGCCCGAGACGCCUGCGGCUAGUGGUCCGAGGUACACGGAUGAUGAUUGA
Messenger RNA from Trichoderma reesei QM6a, 3174 nucleotides. Its product is annotated as transcription elongation factor 5. The coding region runs from base 1 to 3174 and encodes 1057 amino acids. Lineage: Eukaryota; Fungi; Ascomycota; Sordariomycetes; Hypocreales; Hypocreaceae. Gene Ontology annotation, biological process: transcription elongation by RNA polymerase II; regulation of DNA-templated transcription elongation; regulation of transcription by RNA polymerase II. Gene Ontology annotation, molecular function: mRNA binding; protein binding. Gene Ontology annotation, cellular component: DSIF complex. The transcript is spliced from 3 exons. The record is from RefSeq and is a predicted model, not a curated record.